This is a messenger RNA of Pseudonaja textilis, 1218 nucleotides long. RefSeq lists its product as uncharacterized. The record is from RefSeq and is a predicted model, not a curated record. NCBI's taxonomy places the organism in Eukaryota, Metazoa, Chordata, Lepidosauria, Squamata, Elapidae.
UAGAUAAUCUGCUUCAAAGGAGAAGGUUCAUUUUAGAAGUCAAAAUACUCAAGCAUGGUUUUUGAAGAACAAUAAUUCCUGAGAGACCAUAAUUUUCAAAUCAAAAUUUCAAAGAAGAUUAAUCUCACUCAACAUGGUUGCCUUUGGUCUGGUCCCCAUCCUAACUUUGCUUCAUAUUGUUCUCCAAGUAUCCUCAUCUGCAGAUCCUCUAACUCAACCCACACUUUCUGUGCAGCCUGAGUACCAGGAAUAUUAUGAAGGAGAGAAAAUCAGGUUGAUCUGCUCAACUUUUCAUAACCUGACCAUGCUGCGAAACUUGAUGGUGGAAGGUUACCGAUUCUUCCAAGAAGAUGGGCAGAGGAUCCAUCAAGUGGCUGUUAACGCUUACAGAGAUGGCAUGAUGGAUUUUCAGGCACAAAGGAAUGACACCGGAAAUUACAGAUGUGCUUAUUGGCUGAAAAAAGCAGGCAGGGAAGUUCAGUCAGACCAAAGCCACCCCAUCAGCAUCCAAGUGAAUGCGGCCCCAUCAGCUCCAUCUCUGAAUUACAUUAUUUUUGACCGUGGAAACUCUGUCAGCCUAGAAUGCUUACCUCCACGAGAAGCUAAUAAAGUCGGGCAGUUUCGCUUUGUUACAGAUGAAAUGGUUGUCUCAAUCCUGGCUACCAUCAACAGCACCUACACAUACAAUCUAACUAAUGUGAAACACAAGAACGUAGGAAUUGUCAGAUGUGCUUAUGUUCAAUACCUCCAUGGAAGAAAGGUACUUUCCAGGAUCAGCGAUCCAAUUUUCGUCGACAUGCGAGGUGUCAGAUGGGUUCGAUUGUUGGUUGUCGGUGGGAGUUUCUUCACCAUCAAUGGUCUCAUCUUCUUAAUCUCCUAUUGUAUUUCUUUAAGAAGCAGAUCUCUUCUUCAGAAGACUGAAGGAACCAUCUGACCAUAAGCUUCAUAAGCUUCUCUUAUGCAGUUGAACUGAUGGUCUUCAUCAGGUGCUUCAGCCGAUAUAUUAGACGCACCCUUAAGCCACCUACAAAAUACAAUGCCUUUCUCCCUUUAAUGAAUCUCCCAAAUGUGCUAUUUCUGCAGCCAUGCCUUUUCAGCUGAGAUUUUUCUGCAGUUUGGCAUUCCUCAAAAACACAUGAAAAACCUCAGCAAGAAUUUUUGACUUUUGCAAAUUGCUGCCACGGUUGCUCUUGCUUCUUCUGCUGCUGUUUUAAAUAA